UUCUCCAGUGCUACACUCCAACAUGUGAAGAAGCAGGACUUGUCGCUGGUAACUGGGGUUAUCAGUUGGAACAGAGGGGAUGGAGGGGAGGGUGAAGCCAGAUUUAACGAUAGGUAGUUAAGGUAAAUUGGGUCUAAUAAAGAAAAUAGGGUCUGAUCCCGGCCUGGGAAAACCAGAACUACCACUGGGAAACUGAAAUGUUAAAGUCCUCACGGCCCAGGUCUGUCCUAAAGAACUGUUAAUGAAGCAGAGAUGCUAAUCAAACCACCCUGGGCCCUUGCUGUGCAGAUCUCUUCUCCCCACCCCAUCAGGCCACCUCUUUGUCACCUUUGGGCCUUUCUACCCACAUUCCCCAUCACAAGCAGGAUACAGGGACACAAAGGAUCGGAAUGUGGGAAGACAACGGAAGACCUUAGAUAUAAAAGGGAGAAGACCUCCCCUUUGCACGGAUUUCGCCUUUCGGGUCCCCUUCUUCCUCCUGGGGGAAGUCUUUUCUGCUAUCCUUCCACUCUCCACUCCACGUUCGCCUGGGCGUGCUUCUCUCGUGUUGUACUUCAGCAUUCGGGGAAGCAAGGACUCGGCACAGUAAACAGCGGUAACAGAUUGGAGAUUCCACUGAGAUCCUACCGAGUCUCUCUGACGCCACUCCUCCUUCAGGACCCCUGGAUCCCCCACUGGGACCAGAAUCGUUUGCAUAGAUGGGAGCUUCUCUCUCCAGUGGGCCAGGUGCACCACUCACCUGCAUAUUGAAAAACUGGGAUCAGUUUGACCCACAGACGCUCAAGAAAAAGCGCCUCAUUUUCUUCUGCCGCCAGGCCUGGCCUCAAUACAAACUCCCUGAUGGAGAAUCCUGGCCACCAGAGGGAAGUAUCAAUUUUAAUACAAUUUUACAGCUGGAUAAAUUUUGCAAAAGGGAAGGGAAAUGGUGUGAGGUGCCAUAUGUGCAGGCUUUCUUUGCCCUAAGGGAAAACCCCAAAUUAUGCCAACAAUGUAAAGUAGACUUGGCUGUGACCUCUGCCAUGAAGAGAGAAAAUCUUAAGGAGUCACCUACUGAGGAGAAAGAAUUGGGAGGACCCAUGAAAUCUCCAUCCCCUGCUGGUGUCCAGCAGUGGCCCUCCUGUCUCCCAUACCCUGGCCUCUCUCUAUUUGACAUAAUAGUCAGAUCAAAUGUAUUACUCUUCCCAGAGAUGCCAGGAGGAGAAUUUGGACCCAUCAAAGCACGUACCCCCUUCUCCCUUCAAUACCUAAGACAGAUAAAAACAGACUUAGGGAGAUUUUCAGAGGAUCCAGAUAAAUAUAUUGAGGUAUUUCAAAAUCUAUGCCAGGUGUUUGACUUCACCUGGAAAGAUAUUAUGCUAUUACUCAACCAGACUUUAACUUCCAAUGAGAAGGAAGCCGCCCUAAGAGCAGCUGAACAGUUUGGAGAUGACCUGUACCUUGCUCAUGCCCCAGCGGCACAGACCAGGAGCAAACCCAAUUAUCCAUCCGGAGCACAGGCAGUUCCCAGAAAUGAUCCUGACUGGGACCCCAAUGAUAAACAGGAUGCUUGGAAAAUUAGACAUUUCCAAAUGUUGGUCCUUGAGGCCCUCAGGAGAAUCAAGCAAAAGCCCGUUAACUAUUCGAAGGUUUCGGAAAUCAUUCAGGGCCCCCAGGAAAGCCCUGCUAUUUUCAUGGAGAAACUCAGGGAGGCAAUGAGAAAACACACCACCGUGGAUCCUGAAUCCAUAGAGGGCCAACUACUUUUAAAGGACAAAUUUAUCACUCAGUCAGCCCCAGACAUUCGGAGGAAGUUACAAAAAUGGGCAUAUGGCCUUGAUCAAUCUUUAGAUGACAUCCUCCGACUUGCUACUUCCAUUUUUUAUAAUAGAGACCUAGAGGAAAAGAAGGAGAAAGAGCACAGAGACAGAAAAAGGACCGAAACCCUGGUAUCCUCUCUUAGAGGAGUCAGCUCCCAGGGUGAAAAGGGAGGCAGACGAAAUGCUCCUCAGUCCACAAAAGGGACUUGUUUCCAUUGUGGAGAGGGAGGACAUUUCAAACGGGAUUGCCCACGGGCAAAACGACCACCCCCAAAGCCCUGCCCUAAGUGUCAAGGCAAUCACUGGAGGAGUGACUGUCCCCAGGGACGUAGGUCCUCGAAGCCUGACUCCUCCACACAGGCCUGAUGGGCCCAGGGUCAAUUCUGUGAGCCCCGGGCAUGCAUCUCCCUAAGGAGCCAAGAGGUUGACUUCCUCUUUGAUACUGGCACCACUUCUUCUGUACUCACUUCUUACCCGGACCUCUUUCCCCUAAUAUUGUACCAGUCAAGGAGCGUCUGGAUGGCCUAUUACCAGGAAGUUUACACCCCCACUGAGUUGUAAGUGGACAGGAUGAUGUUUUCGCAUGCAUUUCUGAUUGUCCCAGAAUGUCCUUUAUUGAGAAGAGACUUACUUUCAAAACUUCAGACGUCCAUUACAAGGAAUUUGGGGCAACAAGGACCAUGAUGUUUGCUUUUAUUAGAAUGUAAUCUGAACCCUGAAGUGAGGGCCACGGAGGACAAAAUCAGACAAAAAGUGCAGUCCCAAUCAAAAUAGUCUUAAAAGAUCCCUCUGUUUUUCCACAUCAGAGAUAAUGUCCCCUACACCCAGAGGCAAAAAAAAGGGGGGAGGCUUAUUAAAGAUCCUUUAGAACUUCAAAGGACAGAAACUUUUAGCGCCCUGCAACAGCCCGUGUAACACACCCAUUUUAGGAAUUCAAAAACCCAAUGGGGAAUGGUGCCUAGUCCAGGACCUCAGAAUAAUUAACCAAAGCAAUUGUUCCUCUCCGCCCUGUGGUUCCUAAUCCUCCCUGUGGUUCCUAAUCCGUAUACUCGGUUAUCCGAGAUUCCAGCAGCCACUGCUUGGUUUACUAUGUUGGAUUUCAAAGAUGCCUUUUUCUGUAUACCUUUAGACUCCUAAUUGCAAUAUCUAUUUGCCUUUGAGGAACCAGAUAGUGGAUCUCAAUUAACCUGGACAGUAUUACCCCAGGGAUUUAGAGAUAGCCCUCACCUGUUUGGCCAAACCCUAGCUAAGGAUUACAAGAAAUAAUCCCACAAUUUGGGUUGCCUCGAAGCCUACAGAGUGACAAUGGAGCAGCUUUGGAGAUCUCAAUCCUCAGGAAGGGUAGAGAAAACUAAUUCUCCUUCCCAAGGAACCGAGGAAGGAUACUCCUAUACUCCAACAAAUUGUGUUUUUUUACAAGCCAAUGACUAGUUUGGAACAGUCUGGCUCUCUAGACCUAGAAUUAUUUGGCCAGCACCCAAUGGAACUCAAUGGGUAUAUGAAAGUAACCUAUGGCCCUGGCUUUUCCCCAGGCUGCAUAGGGAGAUGUAUUAUUGUUGGGUAUCCCGGGAUGCAAGGGAGAUGGACUCCAAAUGUAGAACAGCCAGCAAACCUCCCCAGUCUCAAACAUAGAUGGGGACAGUCUGUGUUGGUGGGUAUGAUCAUCUAGCUUCACUGUUUAUUAUGUGGCACAUGGAAACCUUAAACAAUUAUACCACACUGCCCUCCGAGAGGUGGAGGCAAGCUUCUCUCUCCCUAUCACUGAAGUAACGCUUAUGAGGAAGGCCAUCUUCCAAACCGGAUAGCCUUAGAUGUCCCCACUGCAGCCCAAGGCAGACCUUGUGCCAUUCUUAAAACUGAAUGUUGUGUUUACAUCUCAUGACAAUUCUGGCAACGUUGACUAAUACCCUUAAAGAUUUACAUGCUCAGGUAGAAGCCAUGUCCUUGCCAACCUUAUCACCAGGAACAAUUCUUAGCUCCUGGUUCUCUGGUACCUCCUGGUGGGAAACAUUGUUAGUCUCUGUCGCCGUCAUCACACUCGUUGGCAUAUUCCUAUGCUGUGGCAUUUACUGUUGCAUUAACCUUAUUCCAGGACUAAUAACUCUCGUUUCUCUUAUAGACCACCCAUCACUCAAAUGGCCCUCUAGCCUGUUGCUUCUCAAUCGGACUUCUCUACUGGACCACUCGAUAGACCCGAUUUUUAAAGGGGGAACUCCAAUCUGCUUGCUGCACGCCGCCCCCUUCCAGCUUGAAGAAGCCAGACGAUCAUCAUCGUCCCAUUUCCUUACAGCAGUAAGGAGUUCCUCAGAUUAGGGGGGGCGGGAUGAAGCCAGAUUUAAAGAUAGGUAGUUAGUGUAGUUAGGUAAAUCGGGUCUAAUCUAGAGUCUAGUAAAGAAAAUGGAGUCCGAUCUAAGCCUGGCAAACCAGAACUUCAUCAGAACUACCAAAAUGUUAAUGUCCCCAAGGCCCCGGACCCCUGUUAAUGAAGCAGCUCCCAGCAGAACAGGGAGAGGUUCAUCAAACCAUCAUCCUAGGCCUUCCUGCCCAGAUCACUCAGCCUUGCCCUACUGGCCCACCUGUUUCCCACCUUUUGGCCUUCCCACCUGCAUCCCCCAUCACAUCAGAAUAGAGGGGAAUGCAGAACAGGAAUGUGGGAGGAGAAAAGAAGAACUUAGAUAUAAAAGGAAGAAGACCUCCCCUUUCCACGGAUUUUGCCUUUUGGGUUCCCUUCUUCCUGAGGUGGGGGGUGUCUUUUCUGCUUUCCUUUAAUAAAGCCUUCCACUGUCCACUCUA
This is a messenger RNA of Ictidomys tridecemlineatus (thirteen-lined ground squirrel), 4589 nucleotides long. RefSeq lists its product as uncharacterized. Lineage: Eukaryota; Metazoa; Chordata; Mammalia; Rodentia; Sciuridae. Gene Ontology annotation, biological process: virion assembly. The record is from RefSeq and is a predicted model, not a curated record. Gene Ontology annotation, molecular function: zinc ion binding; nucleic acid binding.